Messenger RNA from Acomys russatus (golden spiny mouse), 2331 nucleotides. RefSeq names its product gamma-aminobutyric acid type A receptor subunit alpha3 (gene Gabra3). The record is from RefSeq and is a predicted model, not a curated record. Bases 166 to 1647 code for a protein of 493 amino acids. The transcript has 10 exons. Lineage: Eukaryota; Metazoa; Chordata; Mammalia; Rodentia; Muridae. Gene Ontology annotation, molecular function: GABA-gated chloride ion channel activity; inhibitory extracellular ligand-gated monoatomic ion channel activity; transmitter-gated monoatomic ion channel activity involved in regulation of postsynaptic membrane potential. Gene Ontology annotation, cellular component: GABA-A receptor complex; synapse; dendrite membrane. Gene Ontology annotation, biological process: synaptic transmission, GABAergic; chloride transport; signal transduction.
UAAGCAGAGAGACAGACUGAGAGGGACUAGGAGAGACAUCUAGAGAAAGAGAAGCCACGCUCUAUCAGGGCUUAGCCUCCAACUUGUUUCAGUUCAUUCAUCUUUUUUUCCUCACUGCUUCGGGGAAGUGACUGUGGCACUAGGUCUCUGCAAGUUGCUAAGAAGAUGAUAAUAAGACAAAUGUGGCUCUUCUAUGAGACCAGAGUUGGACUCUUUUUCCUGAUUAGUAUUCUCCCUGGGACCACUGGGCAAGGGGAACCAAGACGACAAGAACCCGGGGACUUUGUGAAGCAAGAUAUUGGCGGACUCUCACCCAAGCAUGCUCCAGAUAUUCCUGAUGACAGCACGGAUAACAUCACUAUCUUCACUAGAAUCUUGGAUCGGCUUCUGGAUGGCUAUGAUAACCGGCUGCGACCUGGGCUUGGAGAUGCAGUGACUGAAGUGAAGACCGACAUCUAUGUGACUAGUUUUGGCCCUGUGUCAGACACUGACAUGGAGUAUACUAUUGAUGUAUUUUUUAGACAGACGUGGCAUGAUGAAAGACUGAAAUUUGAUGGACCCAUGAAGAUUCUUCCACUGAACAAUCUUCUAGCUAGUAAGAUAUGGACUCCUGACACAUUUUUCCACAAUGGCAAAAAAUCAGUGGCUCACAAUAUGACCACACCCAACAAGCUGCUCAGACUGGUAGACAAUGGGACCCUCCUGUAUACAAUGAGGUUAACAAUACAUGCUGAAUGCCCUAUGCAUUUAGAAGAUUUCCCUAUGGAUGUUCAUGCCUGCCCGCUGAAGUUUGGAAGCUAUGCCUAUACCAAAGCUGAAGUGAUUUAUUCCUGGACUCUUGGAAAGAACAAAUCUGUGGAAGUAGCACAGGAUGGCUCUCGCCUGAAUCAGUAUGACUUGCUUGGCCAUGUUGUUGGGACAGAGAUAAUCCGGUCUAGCACAGGAGAAUAUGUCGUCAUGACAACCCACUUUCAUCUGAAGAGAAAAAUCGGCUACUUUGUCAUCCAGACCUACUUGCCAUGUAUCAUGACUGUCAUUCUGUCACAAGUGUCUUUCUGGCUUAAUAGAGAAUCUGUCCCUGCUCGCACAGUUUUUGGUGUCACCACUGUUCUCACCAUGACCACCUUGAGUAUCAGUGCCAGAAACUCCUUACCUAAAGUGGCAUACGCGACGGCCAUGGACUGGUUCAUAGCCGUCUGUUAUGCCUUUGUAUUUUCUGCGCUGAUUGAAUUUGCUACUGUCAACUACUUCACCAAGCGGAGUUGGGCUUGGGAAGGCAAGAAGGUACCAGAGGCCCUGGAGAUGAAGAAGAAAACACCAACAGCUCCAACAAAGAAAACAAGUACCACCUUCAACAUCGUGGGAACCACCUAUCCUAUCAACCUGGCCAAGGAUACUGAGUUCUCCACCAUCUCCAAGAGUGCUGCUGCGCCCAGUGCUUCUUCAACUCCAACAGUAAUUGCUUCACCCAAGGCCACUUAUGUGCAGGACAGCCCUGCUGAGACCAAGACCUACAAUAGUGUCAGCAAGGUUGACAAAAUUUCCCGCAUCAUCUUUCCUGUGCUCUUUGCCAUAUUCAAUCUUGUUUACUGGGCUACAUAUGUGAACCGGGAAUCAGCUAUCAAGGGCAUGAUCCGCAAACAGUAGAUAGUAGUGGCAGCACUGCAACCAGAGCAUUGUAUACCCCAUGAAUCGUCCAAACCCCCAAUGCAGGGCUCUCUCCUGUCAUGUGGUUCAUGUUUCUUUUCAACCCUGUUCCAAACUGAGUGUAAUCACUUUCUCAAUUCAUAUUUAUGAUCCUCGUUGAAAAUGUAACAACCGAAAAAUGACUUUUCCCUUGAACAUUGCUUGGAUUGAGCCAAACACUGCCAUGUGUCCAGUUUCUCAUUUUAGUAUGCCAGUCUCCCCCAGCUGAUGGCACUGCAUGUGUUUAAUUUCAUUCUGCCCAUUGAAGAAAGACAGGAGACUCUACUUCUUCUACUGGAAACCUUGGCUGUGUGAGGUCCAGGCUGUUAAGUUCCAGGAGCAUUCUUGGCAAGGCUUCAUUGGAUAGUUCUGACACUACGGAGUCAGCUUAGGCUGUCUCAUAUAAUCUUGUCUAUCUGACUCCUCCCAUGCUCGGAACAGAGCUUAGUAGGGCAGAUGAACUAGUAGAAUGAGGAGAAGCCUGUGGAAACUUCUGAAGUAACCCCUAAAUUGUUUCUUGCCUUGGAGGUCAGUGGGAAUAACUGAGGCUCACCUCUAUCAAACAUGUACGAUGAGAGAGAAUUAGAGAGAGAGAGAGAGAGAGAGAGAGAGAGAGAGAGAGAGAGAGAGAGAGAGAGAGAGAGA